GUCCACACCUUCAGGCCCGAGAACCUCCUGCUGGUGUCCACCCUGGAUGGAAAUCUCCAUGCACUGAGCAAGCAGACGGGGGACUUGAAGUGGACCCUCAAGGAUGAGCCCACCGUCCAGGGACCCACGUACGUCACAGAAACGGCUUUUCUCUCAGACCCAACGGACGGCAGCCUGUACAUCCUGGGGACCCAGAAACAGCAGGGCUUGAUGAAACUGCCAUUUACCAUCCCAGAGCUGGUUCACACCUCUCCCUGCCGCAGCUCUGACGGGGUCUUCUACACAGGCCGGAAGCAGGACGCCUGGUUUGUGGUAGAUCCUGAGUCAGGGGAGACCCAGACGGCUCUGACCACAGAGGGUCUCUCUGCCGCCCACCUGUACAUCGGCCGAACGCAGUACACGGUCACCAUGCACGACCCCAGGACCCCAGCCCUGCGCUGGAACACCACGUACCGCCGCUACUCCGCGCCGCCCGUGGAUGGCUCACCUGGGAAAUAUGUGAGCUACCUGGCCUCCUGCGGGAUGGGCCUGCUGCUAACUGUGGACCCAGGAAGUGGGGCGGUUCUGUGGACGCAGGACCUGGGCGUGCCCGUGACGGGUGUCUACACCUGGCACCAGGACGGUCUGCACCAGCUGCCCCACCUCACGCUGGCUCGGGACACCUUGCAUUUUCUUGCUCUCCGCUGGGGCCACAUCCGACUGCCUGCCUCAGGCGCCCAGGACGCAGCCACUUUCUUCUCUGCCUCAGACACGCAGCUUCUGAUGACACUGUACGUGGGGAAAGACGAAGCUGGCUUCUAUGUCUCCAAAGCCUUGGUCCACACAGGGGUGGCCCUGGUGCCCCGCGGACUGACCCUGGCCCCCGUGGACGGCCCCACCACGGACGAGGUGACACUCCAAGUCUCAGGGGAGCGAGAGGGGUCGCCCAGCACUGCGGUCAGAUACCCCUCGGGCAGUGUGGCCCUCCCCAGCCAGUGGCUGCUCAUCGGACACCAUGAGCCACCCCCAGUCCUGCACACCACCAUGCUGCGGGUCCGUCCUGCCCCAGGCAGAGGGACCGCCGAGACAAGACCUUCGGAAGGCACCCAUGCUUUGGCUCCCUUCUUGGGGGUCCUGAACCUGAACCAGGAGGAACUGUGGGACUCGGAGCUGCAUCCUGAAGAGAAAACUCUAGUCUCUUCUCCAGGGCUGGGAUACCAAGACCUGCUGGCAGCUGUGCUCACUUCCGCCCUCCUGGGAGGCUGGAUUCUCUUCCUCAUGAGGCAGCAGCAGCAGUUGGUGGAGACGGAGCCGCAGAUUUCCCCGGCACCUGCAGGCCCUCCCGAUGUCCCACAGGGUGCUCAGGCCCAGGCCUCCGGGGCCACCUCGAAGGGCCAGAAGAGGGUUCAGAGCCCCUCAGAAGAAGCCUUGCCAUCCUGCGAUCCUGAGGCCCGGCAGCUCACUGUGGUGGGGAAGAUCUCCUUCCACCCCAAGGACGUGCUGGGGCGCGGGGCAGGCGGGACCUUCGUCUACCGGGGACAGUUUGAGGGGCGGGCAGUGGCUGUGAAGCGGCUCCUCAGGGAGUGCUUCGGCCUGGUUCGGCGGGAGGUGCAGCUGCUGCAGGAGUCCGACCGGCACCCCAACGUGCUCCGCUACUUCUGCACCGAGCGGAGCCCCCAGUUCCACUACCUUGCCCUGGAGCUCUGCCAGGCGUCCUUGCAGGAGUACGUGGAGAGCCCUGACCCGGACCGCUGGGGUCUGGAGCCCAGGAUGGUGCUGCAGCAGCUAACGUCGGGCCUGGCCCACCUGCACUCCUUACACAUAGUGCACCGCGACCUGAAGCCGGGCAACAUCCUCAUCGCCGGGCCAGACAGCCAGGGCCAGGGCAGGGUGGUGCUCUCAGACUUCGGCCUCUGCAAGAAGCUGCCGGCCGGCCGCUGCAGCUUCAGCCUCCGCUCAGGCAUUCCCGGCACGGAGGGCUGGAUGGCACCCGAGCUCCUACAGCUGCAGCCCCCGGACAGCCCUACCAGCGCUGUGGACAUCUUCUCUGCAGGCUGUGUGUUCUAUUACGUGCUUUCCAGGGGUGGCCACCCCUUUGGAGAGAGUCUUUGCCGCCAGGCCAACAUCCUUGUAGGGACUCCCUGUCUGGCUCAUCUGGAGGAAGAGGCCCAUGACAAGGUGCUGGCCCGGGACCUGGUUGAAGCCAUGCUGAGCCCGCUGCCACAGGCCCGCCCCUCUGCCUACCAGGUGCUGGCCCACCCCCUCUUCUGGAGCAGAGCCAAGCAGCUCCAGUUCUUCCAGGAUGUCAGCGACUGGCUGGAGAAGGAGUCUGAGUGGGGUCCCCUGGUGACGGCACUGGAGGCAGGAGGCUGCAAGGUGGUCCGGGACAACUGGCGCCAGCACAUCUCCGUGCCACUGCAGACAGAUCUGAGAAGGUUCCGGUCGUACAGGGGGACAUCAGUGAGAGACCUGCUUCGUGCCAUGCGGAACAAGAAGCACCACUACAGAGAGCUCCCCGCCGAGGUGCAGCAGGUGCUCGGCUGCGUCCCCGACAGCUUCGUCCAGUACUUCACCCGCCGCUUCCCGAGGCUGCUCCUCCACACUCACCGCACCAUGCGGAGCUGUGCCUCCGAGGGCCUGUUCCUCCCCUACUACUUGCCGGCCUCCCAGCCAGGGCCUCUGCCAGGGAGCUGAAGCCGCCAGUGGCCUCCACCCCAGCCAGCCAAGAAGCUGGGCCUGCGGCGGAGGCUGGCCUAGCAUAAAGACCGGCAGCGGCUGGCGGGCUAUGGCUGCGAAGCUGCCGUGCCCUGAAGCCCCGGCACCCUCAGGGAAUACAAGAAGAGAAAGCAGAUUUACACAUGUUUAAUGUAUAUAAAGCUAAGGAAAGGACA
Chinchilla lanigera (long-tailed chinchilla) is the source of this 2870-nucleotide messenger RNA. RefSeq names its product endoplasmic reticulum to nucleus signaling 2 (gene Ern2). NCBI's taxonomy places the organism in Eukaryota, Metazoa, Chordata, Mammalia, Rodentia, Chinchillidae. Gene Ontology annotation, cellular component: IRE1-TRAF2-ASK1 complex. The record is from RefSeq and is a predicted model, not a curated record. Gene Ontology annotation, biological process: intrinsic apoptotic signaling pathway in response to endoplasmic reticulum stress; IRE1-mediated unfolded protein response; mRNA processing. Gene Ontology annotation, molecular function: ATP binding; protein serine/threonine kinase activity; RNA endonuclease activity.